AUGACUUCUGCACAUGCUAUUGGUAAUGAUUCUUUGGUCAGUCAUGCCUUCAACGGUGACGGUUCAUUACUUGCCGUCUCCGUGAACACGAGUGACGUGUAUUUGCUACAUGUCCCGAAAUCCCCUGGUACCAAGUGGCAGAUUGUAGACGUAUUGAAAGAGCAUACUGCUCUGGUCACUGGUAUCGACUGGGCGCCGAAAUCCAACAGAAUAGUUUCUUGCUCGGCAGAUCGCAACGCUUACGUUUGGACAAAACAAAGCGAUGGGAAAUGGAAGCCUACUUUAGUCGUUUUGAUGAUUGAUCGGGCUUCCAUCUGCGUCAGGUGGUCACCUCUCGAGGACAGUUUUGCCGUCGGCAGUGGCUGCAAGCUUGUUGCAGUUUGCAGCUUUGACCAAGAAUUGGAUUGGUGGGUUAGCAAACACAUCAAGAAAAGCUUCAAGUCUACAGUUACCUGUCUGGAUUGGCACCCAAACAAUGCUGUUCUUGCUUGCGGUUCAUCUGAUUUCCAUAUGCGCGUCUACUCUGCGCGUCUCAAGAGUGGAGAUUCACAGUCUGCUUGGGGGAGUCAUUCUUCAUUGGGAAGUCUCCUUUUCGAUCAUUACGAGUGUGAAGGUGGCUGGGUCCUUGGCGCAUCAUUCUCGGCCGAUGGCAAUAAACUUGUUUGGACGAAACACAACUCUUUGGUUUUCGUCGCUGACGUGAGUGACACGAGUCCCAGCAGAGGUGCCAAAUGUGGACCGGCAGUUGUUACCUGCUACCGAUCUGAGUUUCUACCCUUCAUCAGUUGUCUAUGGGUCGGGCCGAGUACUUUCCUUUGUGCAGGUUAUGACUGCUGUCCGUAUGCGUUUCGUUACUCAGCGGAUGGUGUUCAGUUUGUUCAUCAGUUGGAUGUGAAAGACCAAAGCAAGGUUUCAGAGAAGCUCACAGCAAUGAAGAAGUUUCAGGAUAUCGAUCGAAUGGCGACCACCGAUAAUACAAGUUCCCGCUUAGCUACUGUUCAUCAAAACUGCAUCAAUGAACUUCGUAUAUAUUCUGGUGACCGCAAACUGGCAUCACGUGUUUCCUCGAUCGGUCGCGAUGGAUAUCUGGUCUUUUGGGAUUUGCCCAGCUUGUGCAAACAAAUAUCUCAGCUGUCUAUCUCGUAAUAUUGGUGAACAUACAAAUGACCGUGUUUUUAUUGAGAAUGUCGAACGGUGCUUCUGGAUCUUCGUGAUUUUACAAAAGCUUUGCUCAAUGGACCCUCCGCAUAAAUCGAUUAUUCGCACGACUUUAAAAACCAGCACGAGCCAGUACCUUGUUUGUCUUGUCACACAGACUGCACCUUCCCUCGGUCAGUCCUCUGUACCAUGGUCGCUAGCUUUUGGUGUUCAGCUGGCCAUGUAUGACGCGCACUUCUUCAACUACGCUUUAAGCAUCACAAACAAUAGGAGUGUCAUUAAUCCACCUUACUAAUGUGCCUGAAAAAAAUGUACUUUCGCAGUACGUUUUCCUGCUCGUUUGGUUCCUUUCCUGGCGCCACAACAUGUUCAACUGACGUUUCUGUGAUUUGACCGUUAAUCCCUUAACUAUCACCUCUCCGUACCUUCCCGUUCCUCCGCCUACGUUGCAUCCAAUCACCAUGACCCUGGUUGUUCAUUGCCCUUCCCUCGCGUUUUGUACCUCGUUUCAGAUGUGUUCUGCGCAGUGGCACAUCACCUGCUUUUCUUUGAAUGAACAUUUUCACCGGUCACCGACACCGUCAAAUCCCCUUUCGCUUUUAUUGUAAGACAAUUGCAUCAGGCAAAUGCGGUUGGGAGUUGCUUGCUGUGGUAUCGAAAAUUUUUGGAAUACCA
Messenger RNA from Opisthorchis viverrini, 1833 nucleotides. RefSeq lists its product as hypothetical. Gene Ontology annotation, cellular component: actin cytoskeleton; Arp2/3 protein complex. The transcript has 5 exons. Gene Ontology annotation, biological process: Arp2/3 complex-mediated actin nucleation. Lineage: Eukaryota; Metazoa; Platyhelminthes; Trematoda; Opisthorchiida; Opisthorchiidae. Gene Ontology annotation, molecular function: actin filament binding. The coding region runs from base 1 to 1146 and encodes 381 amino acids. The record is from RefSeq and is a predicted model, not a curated record.